This is a messenger RNA of Zalophus californianus (California sea lion), 1261 nucleotides long. It is a transcript of the gene PLAC8, whose product is annotated as placenta associated 8. The transcript is spliced from 5 exons. The record is from RefSeq and is a predicted model, not a curated record. Gene Ontology annotation, biological process: positive regulation of transcription by RNA polymerase II. Bases 629 to 970 code for a protein of 113 amino acids. Lineage: Eukaryota; Metazoa; Chordata; Mammalia; Carnivora; Otariidae.
GCUUCGUCCCUACCAAAUGUAACACAAUGCUUUUACAUACAUUGGCUGCCCAACAAAUGUUUGCUGAAUUAGACCAGAUCUGUAGUUGUUUGUAACAGAAGAGAAAUGACAAAGCCAGGGCGUGGGUGACAAAGUGUGCUCUGCAAAGCCAUUGGCACUGGGCUCUCCUGGGAUGCAGGGUUCUGCACUGGCAGCCAGCAAAGGUAGGAGCAGGGCUGGUUCAGCCUGUGCUCCUCAGGCAAGCUGGAGGCACCAGCAUGGGCUGGAUCUCCCUGGAGAAAGGGUACGAUUGUUCUAAUUCUCACCAAGCUGUGUCUACACGGAAGCGCGACCUUUCUCUACUUGGGACAACAGCACUUCUGGCUUCAGAGCAUCCCCUUGAGGAUGCUCUGGACAGAAUCCUGCAGCCCAGCCCACCUAAUUAACCAUUUUGGAGCAUAGUGCCCCAGGAAUCUACGUCGUAAACAAGCUCUCCACGUGUUUUUUACGCUAAGUAAGCCUUGAGGACCACUGAGGUUGGGAGACAGGCUUGUAGAUCAGGUCUCCGAAAUCCUCAGCGUCUCUACUGGACUUUGAUUUCAGGACAGUUGAGCUGCCGACCACGGCCAUUGAAGACCCUGCAUCGAAAAUGCAAGCUCAGUCACCAGUGGUCAUCGUGACUCAGCCUGGAUGUGUUCCCAUGGCCCAAACCUCCAACUGGCAGACAGGCAUGUGUGAUUGCUUCAGCGACUGUGGAGUCUGUCUCUGUGGCACAUUUUGUUUCAUGUGCCUUGCAUGUCAAGUUGCAGCUGACAUGAAUGAAUGCUGUCUGUGUGGGACAUCCGUCGCAAUGAGGACCCUCUACCGGACCCGAUAUGGCAUCCCUGGAUCCAUUUGUGAUGACUAUAUGGUGACGCUUUGCUGUCCUCACUGUUCUCUUUGCCAAAUCAAGAGAGACAUCAACAGAAGGAGAGCCAUGCGUACUUUCUAAAAAAACUAACGGUGAAAAGCUCUUAUUGAAGCAACUGAAGUUAGCAGACACCCUUCAGCUUGAGUCUUCCUCUGCGUUUUGCAACUGAAAUAUGAUAGAUCUGUUUAAGUACAAUCGAUGGGGUAAAAAAAAAAAAUGGAAUUUUGAUGUAUUUUAAAUGAAUGUUUUCCCUUAGUUUUGCUAAAUGGUCCAGCUUAGUUUCUCCUUGCUUUCAUAUUAUUAAAUUUUCUGGCUUAUGAAUUUUGUGUUACACUUGGCAUGUGAACAAAAUAAAAGAUUUUACUAACAAGA